Messenger RNA from Striga asiatica, 2403 nucleotides. The record is from the annotation of a GenBank genome assembly. Lineage: Eukaryota; Viridiplantae; Streptophyta; Magnoliopsida; Lamiales; Orobanchaceae.
AUGGCGUUGUCUAGGCUACGGCAUCCAGUGAUCCGCCGCGCUCCGUCGCUUAUCAGGGCUCGAUUUUUGGCUUACUCAUCCUCUCGCUCACCCCUUAUUCGGUACCUUUCUAUCUUUCUCGCAAAAGUAAUUUGUGAAUUUGGAGUUAAUCUGGAAAGAACUAGCCAAUUAAACUCAACCAGUGAUGUUGCAGAUUCAUUAUUAAGACCAUCAGCUUUUCCGCCGAUCAUUGGCAUUCGCGAUGAUUCUUCCAAGACUAAGUUUCGAAUUGGUGUCCGCUACUAUUCAUCUGCAGAGCUCCCCGAGCAUACAGUGGUUCAAAUGCCUGCAUUGUCACCUACAAUGAGUCAAGGAAACAUAGCAAAGUGGAGGAAGAAGGAGGGGGAUAAGAUUGAUGUGGGGGAUGUAAUAUGUGAAAUAGAGACAGACAAAGCUACCCUGGAGUUUGAAAGCCUUGAGGAAGGGUUCCUGGCUAAGAUACUUGUGCCUGAAGGUUCAAAAGAUGUGCCUGUCGGACAGCCUAUAGCAAUUACGGUAGAGGAUGCAGAUGAUGUGGCUAAUAUUCCUGCAACAGUUACUGAGUCAGAAGUCACAGAUAAAACAUCUAGUGAACAAACUGUGGGGCAUGGUGACAGGAUGCAGGAAUCAAGCUCAGGGAAUGUUAGUACAUUCAAACUUCCUCCACACAUUGUUCUUGAAAUGCCGGCAUUAUCACCAACUAUGAACCAGGGAAAUAUUGUAAAAUGGAGGAAAAAUGAAGGUGACAAGAUCGAGGUUGGUGAUGUUAUAUGUGAAAUUGAGACAGAUAAGGCAACCCUUGAAUUUGAAAGCCUUGAAGAAGGGUUCUUGGCCAAAAUUUUGGCUCCAGAAGGAUCAAAAGAUGUAGCGGUUGGGCAGCCUAUUGCAGUUACUGUUGAGGAUCCCAACGACAUUGAAGCUGCAAAAGCAUCCACUGGUGGUAAUCUGAGUGUGAAAGAUGAAUUGCCUGUUCAACAGAAAACUGAAAAGGAUGUCGAACCUCAGAUGACAGGUUUCAGUCGAAUUAGUCCUGCAGCAAAGUUGCUAAUACUAGAACAUGGACUAGAUGCAUCAUCCAUAACAGCAUCUGGUCCCCGUGGUACUUUGCUAAAGGGGGAUGUUUUAAAUGCAAUGAAGUUCGGGAAAGGAUCAGGUAGUGUCACUGGAUCUAAAGAAAAGGUUUCUUCGUCACCUAGUCAAACUUCUGCCUCCUCGCCAGUGGGAUCAAAACCCUCCGUACAGGACACAAAUGCUUAUGAAGAUCUACCAAAUAGUCAAAUAAGAAAGAUGAGGAAUCUGCUCGAAUUGAAUGUCGUUUGUGAUGUUGUACUGGAUCCUCUUCUCUCGUUCAGAAAGAAUCUUAAAGCAAAGUAUGACGUUAAAGUCUCUGUAAAUGAUAUUGUAAUCAAAGCUGUUGCUAUCGCACUGAGGAAUGUACCUGAAGCAAAUGCUUAUUGGGAUUCCAGCAAAGGUGAAAUGGUGUUAUGCGAUUCAGUUGACAUAUCUAUUGCAGUUGCUACAGAGAAGGGCUUGAUGACUCCAAUAGUUAGAAAUGCAGACCAGAAGUCUAUAUCAUCAAUUUCCUCAGAGGUUAAAGAACUCGCUGAAAAAGCACGGGCUGGAAAACUCAAGCCUCAUGAGUUUCAAGGCGGCACUUUUAGCAUCUCAAACUUGGGGAUGUUUCCUGUAGAUCAAUUUUGUGCAAUUAUAAAUCCGCCUCAGGCUGGUAUUCUUGCUGUUGGUCGUGGCAAUCAAAUUGUUGAGCCAGUUAUUGGAGAUGAUGGGACCUUCAUGUCAGAAUUACAAUCAAAUUUCAGUGAUAUUCAGAGGCUUCUUUUGUGAUGGAUUGGUGGGAGAAGUUUUUAAAUCAUAAAUUGGUUUUUUCAGAAUGGUCAAGAAGAAUCUUCCUCUGGCCAUAGUGCUCAUUCUUCGUUUUGCAGUUUAGCUUUUGCAGAAUUUACUUGUGAUCAGUGUGUCCUAUUGUUUGGGUAAACACCCACAUAACCUAUACUUUUAGCUGAGUUGCCCCCGAGUUCUUUGUUCAACAACAAAGAUCAAUUUCAAUUUUGCCUGUUCUUUGUCUCCUAUAAAAAAUAAAAAAUAAAAUAAACAGGAGAUGUGUCUAUUGUUGCUGCCAAUAAGUUGAUCUUUGCUAUCAUCCCUGAGUUUCUUGUCUUUGUUCUGCUAGUUUUAUCUAUAACUGAAAUGCUCUCGUGUUCUUGCUAUCAUCCCCGGUAAAAGUUAUGUAUAAAAACACAACCUAUACUGCAAAUAUAUUGACUAAUAUACUGAUUGUAAACGCAACAUAAAUUGAAAUUAUUAUGAUGCUCGUCUUGCACAAGAUUAUGAUGCUCGUUGUUAAGCUUUGACCUCUUUUUAUUAUAA